Messenger RNA from Pyrus x bretschneideri (Chinese white pear), 2280 nucleotides. Its product is annotated as cation/H(+) antiporter 4-like. Gene Ontology annotation, biological process: regulation of pH; proton transmembrane transport. The coding region runs from base 1 to 2280 and encodes 759 amino acids. The record is from RefSeq and is a predicted model, not a curated record. The transcript is spliced from 3 exons. Gene Ontology annotation, molecular function: antiporter activity. Gene Ontology annotation, cellular component: membrane; endomembrane system. NCBI's taxonomy places the organism in Eukaryota, Viridiplantae, Streptophyta, Magnoliopsida, Rosales, Rosaceae.
AUGGCGACUCAUACGGCGACCAACCUAACCAGUUCGGAAACGAGAGUUACUGAGUGUACUGAGUUCCCUCCUAACGUUCAUUCGCCAGGCCUGUACUCGGGAAACUACACAGAUAGGGAUCAUCAGAUGUAUACCCUUCCAAAUCUGGAGAUACAGAUGAUUUUAAUUUUUAUCAUCACCCAAGCCUUCUAUUACGUUUUUCGCUAUUUUGGAGUUCCAAGCCAAGAAUCACUUGGUCUUCUGGCUGAGUUGGGUUAUGGGCUCUUUAUGUUUCUAGUUGGAGUGAAAAUGGAUUUGGGAAUGAUAAAAAGGACAGGAAAAAAAGGCUUGUGCACUGGUGUUGCAUGCGUCGUGGCGCCUUUGCUAGUCAGUAUGGCUGUCCAAGCCACACUCGACGCUAAAAUCUUCAGCCUAACCCGUCACGAACAGUUCGAACUUCCAUUCGUAACUCAGUUACAUUCAAUUACUCCAUUUCCGGUUGUGGCUUGCCUUCUUGAGGAGCUGAAAAUUCUGAAUUCGGAGAUUGGUCGAUUAGGCAUGUCUGCUGCAUUAGUCGGUGACAUGAUCAGUGUGUUCCUUCAAUUUAUGGGGCAAGUUGCUAGAAUUGGAAAAGUGUCUAUUGAACCAAGGGACAUGAUAACAGCCAUAGCAAUAGCCGUUGGCUAUGUUACCAUUGUUAUUAUCAUAAUUCGACCAAUAAUGUUGUGGAUGAUCAGGCAGACCCCGGAAAAUAGGCCUGUCAAGAAAGGCUAUGUCAAUAUGACCAUCAUCCUUGUGCUCCUAUCCGGCCUGUUUUCGCAUCUUUAUGGUCAGGGUUUUUAUUUCGGCCCUUUUAUAUUUGGUUUGGCUGUUCCAGCCGGACCACCAUUGGGAUCAGCUAUUGAAGAAAAGCUCAACUUGUUCGUUUCUGAUGUGAUGCUUCCCAUCUUUGUGACUACAAGUGCUAUGAGGACAAAUUUUUGGUCCCUUGAACAUUUCUUAACUGACCAAUUUGCACAAAUCAAUGGAAUCCUCAUGCUCGUCGCUCUCGUGACCAAAUUCAUUGCCAGUCUGACUGUUCCCUUGUACUGCAAAAUGCCCUUCGUUGAUGCCUUAUCAAUUGCUUUCAUUUUGUCCUGCAAAGGCAUUGUCAACCUUGCCUCCUAUACCGACUUCAGAGACAGUCAGGACAUCAGCGAAUCAGCAUUUGCUUUGGCGAUGACCAGCGUCAUCGUGACUGCAACUCUUAUGCCCAUCCUGGUGAAUUUCUUGUAUGAUCCUUCAAGAAAAUACGCCGGCUACCAGAGAAGGAAUAUGAUGCAUUUGAAACCCAAUUCUGAGCUCAGAAUACUUGCUUGCAUUCAUAGGUCAGCUAACAUGCCUGCACUCAUCAAUCUACUUGAUGCAGCAUGUCCAUCUAGAGACAACCCGAUUGCUGUUUAUGUUCUUCAUCUCAUUGAAUUAGUGGGCAGAGCCUCUCCUAUUUUUAUCUCCCACCAAAUGCAGAAAAAAUCUACUUCCAAUACUUCAUACUCGGACAAUGUCAUUCUUUACUUCAAUCACUUUCUUAGAGAAAAUCUUGGUGGUGUAUCUUUAAGCAUCUUCACAGCAAUCUCUCCACCAAAAUACAUGCAUGAAGACAUAUGCACCCUAGCAUUGGACAAACUUUGUUCAUUAAUUGUGCUCCCAUUUCACCGAAGAUGGUCAAUGGACGGGUCAGUGGAAUCAGAAGACAACAGCGUAAGAAACCUGAAUUGCAGUGUCUUAGAAAGAGCCCCAUGUUCGGUUGGAAUCCUUGUAGACCGCGGCCAUUUAGGACAGUCCACCUCCAUUGUUGCACCCGAGUCAUCCUUCUCCGUGGCUAUAAUCUUCUUGGGAGGGAAAGACGAUAGGGAAGCAUUGUCAUUUGCCAAAAGAAUGGCAAACGACUCCACAAUAAGCCUAACGGUGAUCCGACUUGUUGCCGCAAACUCUGUAGCUUGCACGGAUUGGGAUAGUGUACUUGAUACCGAGGAAAUGAAGGGCUUUAGAUAUAACGAUGUAGGUGAGGGUUUUGUGAUAUACUUGGAGGAGAUUGUGAAAGAUGGGCCUCAGACGGCUUUAGUGCUUCGGUCUAUGGUGGAUGAGUUUGACCUAAUUAUAGUUGGGAGAAGGCAUAUGGUGCAGUCCCAGCAGACGGCAGGGCUUUCGGAAUGGAGUGAAUUUCCAGAGCUAGGGACUCUAGGGGACUUGCUUGCAUCACCAGACAUCAAUUGUAGAGCUUCAAUUCUGGUGAUGCAGCAACAAAGGAUGAUGACAUAA